AUGGCGAAUGAUUCGGCUCAAUCGCGCAUCCCACGCUUCGACAGUGUCGGCAGCCGGAUUCCGGUGCCGGGCACCUUCCGGUUGCCCGCCGCUUCCCGUCUGUCGGCCGUCAAACGGUCCGUCCCUUCGACGCCAAUCAGCUUCCUACGGCCACCGGGCCGCACCGCGGGGACUGUCGCUCGCUCGUACUCGGGUGAUAAGCUGUCGGGUAUCGGUGGUGCGCCUAGCCCGUUUCCAGUGUUGACCGCUUCGUCCACACCGGCCCCCGGACCUCGCCCGACGUCGGUGGCGACACCGUUUCUCCGGAAGCUCGACGCAGUGGAAGCCACCGUCGACACCGACGUUGGGGCUUCCAGUGAGCGGCUGGAGGACAUUAAGCUGUGUCAACGAGAAUUUGGUCUCCCGAGUGAUGACGAUGAAGAUCUUGACGGGCAGCAGCAGGAUCGAGCCGACGAGGACGACGAAUAUCUGCUGCGGACGGAAACAACGAUCCUCGCCAACGAUCCUGACGGCGACUCGGAGCCCGCGGUUCAGAUGCUGGUAGACGAGUCGCUCGAGCUGGUUGGUGCCCACAGUACCGACAACCUGUUGGAUCCUCCGGCAACGGCGGGCCCGACUGCCGGCGGAAGUCAGCAACAGCACCUCCAGCAGCAGUACAUCAACCCACACGAGCCCAGCGUGACGCUGCUGCGCGAUGGUAACGUGACGUACGAGAUCCGACGGAGCGCCACCUUCCUGAAGUCGUCGCACGAAUCCCUCAACGGUUCUGGACCCGAGCGAGCCCGACGGCCCGUUAUGGACAGUACGCAGAGCUAUCCACACGCCGGUGGGCUGACCUUCCGGAGGGAGAGCACCGCCAGCAUCGAUUCACCGCUACUGCUGGAUCUAACCAGAACGAUGGCGUUGCGCCGGAGGCCCUCCACCGGAGAGCUGCUCACGGACGAUGAUGAGGAUGGAUGCGGCCUAAAGCGCUCCCGGCGUCCGGGCGUCCUCAACUCGACCAUGGUUCACGAGCGCCUGCUGAACGUUACACAGAGCAUUCCCGACAUCACGCAGGAGUUGGCCACGACUGGUCGGUUGGGGUCUCCCUUUCUGGUGCAGGUUCAGGACCAGAACGGACUGGGCCGAGCCAAGAAACCGAACCGACUCACGUUCUCCAACGCCGAAGAGUCGCAGAACUUGAUGUACUUUUCGGACAUCACCGAGGGUCCAAGAAUGGGGACCAUGGGACCCCUCAACUCUACCAUGCACGGCGGCCCGGCGGACUCGCUGACCAUUGCCCCGCCCGGUAGUGGGCCUCCGGUGAUACAGUCGGAACUGUCACCGGGCGCUGGUAGAUCGAUGCUGCUACAGGACACGCUGGGCUCCCAGGAUCAGACCCUGGUCGCAAUGGACUUCGACGGGGAAGCGGCAGGUGAGGACGAGUAUGCGGCUGAUAGGCGUCGGUUGAACGAGAAGCUGGAACUGGCGGGAGACACGGCCAGCGUCGGUGACGUGAGUGCCGGGAAGGAGAUUUUCGAUCUCAGCCUCGACGAACCUCCGGUCACACCGGACGAGGAGGAGGCGAACCUGGUGGUGCUGCGGCGUCGAUCGUCGGCGUCGACGUCCGCCGCCGGCGCGAUCGUUCCGCCCAGGCAGCGCUACUCGUUCGGGCUCGAUCUCACCGAGUGCACGCUCGACUGCUCCAUCGAGCUGUGCGAUUCUUCACUGUCGCCAACGAAACCUCCGCCACCGGGGGCGAUGGCUGUGGCGGCGGCAGCGGCCGGUGGUCCACAUCUGAAGUCACCCACCUCGUCCCUGUGCCACGGCGGUAGCCUCACCAAGCAGGGUUCGUUCGAGAUGGACGAAAGCCUCGGGAUCCUGACGCCGGACCAGAUGAAGGAGUUCCUCGACUCGACCACCACUAACACGACCAACAACACGGGCAACGGGAACGGGCUGGAGCUGCACCUCAACACGGGGGCGAGUUCGGGCGCGGGUGCGGGUGGUGGAUCCGGAAUGAUGAUGCACCACCACAAGCACGGUGGGCUGCAGCACCAUUGCCGCAUCGAUCAGACACCGUCACCGGAGGAGCUUCCGCUCGAUCCGGUCGGCGUGAAGACCGACAUGUCCGGGAUCCUGCUGCCGGCGGAGCUGCUCCUGAUGUCCUCGGCGUCCGGAGUCGCUGGCGGCGGAGUCGGUGGUGUGGCCGGUGGUAGCGGUGCCGGACGCAGCACGACCCAGGGCGAGGUUUCGCAGACGUCGGACUCGGACCCGAAGACGGACCAGAUGAGCAAGUCGGGCACCUCGUCGAAGGUCUCGAACAGCUUCAUCACCAGCAUCACGAGCAUCACGAGCCUCGACACGGGCUACCAGGGCGACGGCGAGAUGUCGAGGCCGGCCAGCCGCGGUGCCGACCACUCACCCUCGAACGGGCCGCGCCGGGACGUGCCGGUGGCGAAGGGGGCCGGUGCCGGCGGUGGGUGGCAGCCGCUGAUGGUGGCCGCCAUCGCCGUCGUGCCCCGGCGCCAGGAUCCGAUGACGGACUCGGACUUUUUCACCGAGAGCGACGCGGACGAUGUGUUCAAUCGGGGCGAUGCGCGCCGGGCGCAAAUCAUCGACGGUCAGCUGUACGGUGCCGGAAGUGGUGCCGGAACAGGGGCAGUCGCCGGCGGCGGCGGCGGCGCCGCCGUCGGAGCAGCGAUUCCCGGUGGUGCGAACGUCGGCAUCUUUCCGGACGUACUCCCGGGGCUGGGUGCACCCGGUGGAGGUCCGGUCGGCGAUGGUGGUGGUGGACCGGGCGGACCGAACGGGGGUGACGAUUCGUGCAUGGAGUCGAGCGGCAUUUUCACGGACGUCGAAAACCGGGCCGAUGAUGAUCUCGUGCAGCGCCGCGCGGACGAUCAGCUGGGUCGGCGGGCGAUGCCCGUCGAUGGAGGUGGCGAGGAGACGGAAAUGGACCUGAGUCCGGCCGACACGUCGAGUGACACGAUCAGCAGCAGCAACAGCCAGAACUUUGGCGAUCGUGGAGCAGCAGCAGCACCGGGCGGCUCCAUCUUGUGCGGCGAGAUGAACAGCAGCGCCUCCAGCGGGCUGUCGGCCAACCAUCGCAGCGAAGCGUCUGAGCCGAACGCGCCGAACCCGAACGCCGGUGACGACGCACACUGCGAUGGGAAGUGUCCCGGUGUUGGUGAAGCCUCGCCCGUCGCUACGGCGACCGAAGGCAGCAGUAUUGCGCGUCGCAGCGAUGGCGGGAGCGGCAGUUUGACAGUUCGCUCCACACCGGGCGGCAGCAACGGCAAACGGGCCUCGUGCGGCGCUAAUUCGAAUCGAAAACAAACCAAACCGUCGACCGAAUCGGCGGGUCGCGCCGCGUUCGUUCGGAAGCAUGCGGCCGCCGCCAUGAUGUCCGCAGCGGAUGGUCGUCGCGUCGAGCGGCUAAGCAAGGCGCGCCUGUUUCAGGACUCACCGCCCGAAGGAUCACGGGACGGAGUGCCGUUCGAGGAUGCGCCGUCCUCGCCCGGGUGUGCUAGUGGUGACGGUGGUGGUGAUCAAGAAAACAAACGGCCAUCGGCCGGAUCUCGGCUGGCGGCGGGUGGUGUUGUCCGUGCGGCGGUGAAUUUGAGUUUUGUCAAGAAAUCGGGCUGUGGCACCGGCGGUGCCGGUGGUGCUGGGGGCGGUACGCCCAACAAGUGGGACGCGGUGAUGAGCAAGAUUGCGGAGAACAAAAAGUCCGUGCCGCGGAAGUGCUUCGGCGAGGUGAAGUCACGGGUGAACUGUGGCACGGUAGGUGGUGGCGGCGGUGGACGGCUGACACGGGCGGUGGCCCCCUCGGGGGGCACCGGCAGCCGAAGCCCCCCGUCGGAGGCAGCCAGCAUCACGAGCCGCGGUUCCACGGUCAGCAAGCGGACGGUAUCAGGAUCGGUGAAGAGGGGCCGCACACAAAGCAAGGACAGUCAGCAGAGCUCGCAGAGCGAUCUCAGCCUGUCUGGUGGCUCACCGAAGCUGACGCCGAAAGUGUCCAGCACGCGACCGGCCAAAAAGCGAGAUGUGCGCACAAUCAAUUCUUCAUCCAGCGACCUGGGGCCGCCACCGUCCAAGACGAACGGGACCCAGACGACGCGCAGCAGCGCAGCUCGGGUGGCGGCGGUUUUGCAGAAACGUAUAUCGCCCAGCCUGACGAGUAGCGCUUCAAUUCCGCUGGUUCCGGAGCAACUGAAAGCAUCACCGCCCUCGAAGCGGAAUCUGCUGCUAAAGCGUAGCGGCACGGCGAACAACGGGACGCUGCCAGUCAAGACACCGCUAAAAGGUAAGCUCGCGGCCCACAUUGUUAAGGAUGGCAACAAGGAAAACAGCAUCGCUGGAGAUCAUAACCGUCUGGUUGGUGCGUCGCCAGCAACAACGAAAUCGGCCGCAACCGUCGCCCCGACCGCAACCCAUUCGCCGAAACCCGCGACCAAGUCCCUAAUCCGUGCCACCGCCACUAGCAACACGGCGACGGCAAACCUUCAGCAAGCGGCGCAACACAACCACGCGGCCGGCAGCAAUGGCGUAACGACGACGACGACGGUGAAAGCCAUUCAGCGGAAUGGGACUAUAAUUUUGGAUAAAUCCAGCACGCCGCUCCUGAUCGGCGAUGGCACACCGGAAGCGCCGGUGACCGGCGCCGCUGGAAAGAAGAAUGGACCGGCGGCCACCGGUGAGCAGCAGCAGCCGGCGGCCAACGGCGGUGGAGAACCGAACUGUGAUCAUCGUCGGGAUCGUACGGCGAUCCGGUCAGACCGUGAGCCGGCGCAACCUUCAUCCAUCGCCGGGGGCGCGAAGCUGGUCGACGCCAGUCUGCUCAACCAUGCCCAGAAGGGCGUGGAAGCGUUGGGUGUUUUAGUACAAUACUUAGUUUUUAAUUUGGAUGCCUUCUCCUGUCCCACGAUCAAGACGGCACACCAGAAGACCACACACGAUCUGCUGGAAACGAAAACCAUGCUCGACGAUGCGCGUACCGACGGCCAAACGCUGAAGCAACAGUUGCUGGAAACGACGGCACGUGAAACGGAGCUGCAGGAGUUGCAUCGUUGCGAGUUGAGUAGAGUGGAAAGCUGCCUAACGGAGCAACAGCGCAAUGCCGACGAUCGAAUCGCUGCACUCGAGGUGCAACUGCACGAGAAAGAGUCCCGGGUAAGGGAGCUGUUGGCGCGCAUCGAUGACUACCAGACCAAGCUGUCUUCUCAGGCCGAAAGUGCUCGACUCCGCGAGCUUGAUCUGCUGCAGCGAAUCAACGCCCUGAGCUGUACCGAGAACGAGUUGCGCGACAAGGUGCACUCCAGCGAGCUGGCCUUUAGCGAGCGGUUGCAGGCUGCGGCCAUGCGCGAAAGGGAUCUUACCGAACAGGUGAACUCCCUUACCCGCGAUCAGGAGCGAAUCAGGCGCGAGACCGAGCAGAAGGAGCGCGAACUCGAGGAAAAGCUGUCGAUCACGAAGGACGAGUGCGUGGUCUUGCGACAGUCGCGUAACAGCUUCGCGGCGAUGGAUGUCUCUGCCACGGGGGCCGCUGCUUCACCACAACCGAUUAGCAUUCCGCUGCAGCUGAACCGUUCCUCUGGCAACAUCAACCAUUUGCAGGUGCUGCAGGAUGAAGUGGAGAGUUUGCGGUGUGUGUUGGACCUGAAGCAGCGUGAAAUCUCCGAACUGCGCAAACAAACGCAGCAGUACGAGCGAGAUGCGAAGGAUCUGCCGGGGGCGCUGGUGAAGAUUUCGGGCCUCGAGUCGCGCAUCGAAGAUCUGCAGGUGCAGCUGAAAACCAAAACCGAGGAGGAAAAAGAGCUACAGCAAAAGCUGAAACAUUUGCAGGACAACCUGUGCCAGGAGAGCAAAAUCAAAACCCGACUGUCGCUGCACAACGAGGAGCUCCAGUGGCGAUUGAAGCAGAACUCGGAGAAGUUCACCCUCGCGUACGCCGAGCUGUCGAAGAGUUACCACGAAAAUUCGAGCUGCAUGAUGCUGAACACAUCCAAGACGAGCUUGGACCACAGUGCGCCGGCCACAGCCGGUGGUGGUGGUGGCUGCCAACAACAGCAGCACGCCUCGUCUGCCCAUCAACUGAGCCACACAGGGUCACGGUCGAGCUGCUCGGAUCGGUUCUUCGAUAUGGACGACAUCUCGCCGCCAACGUCCCCGGUCAUCAAGGGCAUGGUGGAGAAGAGUGACUCCGUUUCGUGGGUGCUGGAGAUCGACGAUGAACCGCCGGAGGUGUCCGCCUCGCGAAUGGUGCGUCGUGCUGGGUCCUUUCGCUCCAGUGCCGCCUACACCGAGUCGGUAGCGAAGCGGCCCAAAUGUACCGCUCUCAGUCAGUCCAACGGCUGUGGUGCUGGUAUUCAACAGUCGACUUCGGCCACUUCGAUUCUCAGGCAACACUCCAGCGAUAUGUCACCGACUAAGCCCGCCGGCGGUGGUAUCUGUAGCCCCGUGUCGGCCGUGAGCCAGCGGUUGCGCUCGAAGUCGGUUAGCAUUAAGGCGGUGGAACCGCCGAAAAAGAUUGUCCGCUCGAACUCGGGUGCAUCAACCACGGCGGUUUUAAGCGCUUCGAAACCGGUGCGCAUGCCGCACGAAUUGGGCGGCUCUUCGUGGAAGGAGCAACCCCUGUACAGUAGCUCACCGUACGCGCACAAGCGCUACCUGUCCGAGGACAACGAACUGCUGGUGGCUGGCACGAGCAAGCAAACGUUCGGGGAGCAGCAACCUCACCGAACGAAAGAUCUUUUUCUCGAAGAAACCGAACUGCUGAGCGAACCGGAGAGCCCGUUCCCCACCCGACGACGGCCCCAGUCACCGAUGAAUGGCGGUGGGGAAGUGACGUGCGUCGUUGACAUGCCGGUAGAAGUGUUCCAUCGUGACAAAACGCCAAACUUUAAGAAAAGCAAAGAAAAUCGGGGACUCAUCACGUGCGAUACCACCGCUCUGACCGGUUCGCCAAAGCUCAGCAACGGUGGAGCCGGAACGGUGACGGCUCGGGAGAAGCGAAGAGAAUUUACGCGAAAGUCCAACGGGAGUGCCACCAAUGGGAGCAGCACCAGUCGACCACUGGAGGCGGCCGGCGAAGCUCUCGUUUCGGGUGCAAACUCCGACGAUGAGGCAUCAUCAUCCGCUUCAGUGAGCUCCUCGUCCUCCAGCUCCUCGGCAUCAUCUUCCUCUUCGUCGUCGUGCUUGCUGUCCGAAGAAGGAAGUCUGUCCUGUGGGAGCAGCGGUGGCCGCAGCCCAGUACAUGCAACACUCCAAAGUGGAUCGAUAAGCGGUAAGAGGAGCAGCGAGAGGAUGCACGGUGACGGGGACAUGGGCGAGGGAAAAGUGCCGAAGGAGCACCGUCAUCACCACCGCCACCAUCGGCGGCGCCAUUCGAACGUCUCUCUCGAGGACGCUCUGAUGAAGAAGAUCGUGGCCAGCCUGAACGGUGGUGAUGCAGGGAGCGCCAACGGGGACGGUGCCGAAGGGAACGACACACCGAUGGAGGUUAGCUGGUCUGAGGACGGAGACCCGGGCUCGGAAUCGAUCGUAUGACACGACGACGACAGUUUCUAGGUUCACCAACCGAGACGGUGCCGACACCGGUCGCCGAGACAAAUAUCGUAGCGGAACGUAACGGACGGACGAACGGGCGGGCCACUGAUGGGAAAAUUGUUUCUUAAAGAAAACCAAAUUUCCCAGCAACAGAAUCGUCGAAUAAUGGACGUUCAAUGGACGGGGAAAAACACGGAGCAAAGCGCUUUUCGAAUUUUCCGGCAUUCGAGCGCUCGAAAAGCAUCGAUAGUGAUUCCGAACUCGAUCGCGCAGCGACCAACGGCUGUCUUUCGUACCUCUCGGCGCUGGUCCGAUCCCAAGUGGGGCUUACUAGGUUAGUUUGAAUUCUUAUUGACUUAGUUCGAGAGCGAGUUGCUUAUUAGUUGUCUAUUAUUAUUUUUUAGUGUGUAGGUUUGUUUCGUGUUUAAUAAUAAUCCUUUAUCGUGCUUGUAACUCCUGGUUGUAUGUGACCGAAAGAAUGUCUAAGAAUGAAAGGGUAUGAGAAAGAGAGAAUGGGAGAGGAAGAGAGAGAGAUACGAAGGGCAUGUGAAUAUUUAAUGGAUGGUAGAAAUGGAAAAGAUACAACCACACUGAUUACAAAGUAUAAGACACUUUGGUUUUUACUUUUAUUGUGGCCAUGGCCAAUUAUUACUAUUUUUGCAACCAUUUUCUUUUCAUCGCUCAUUUUUAGUAUAUUCUCUGGUACCUUAAUUCUAUUUCCACGACGAAAAGAGUGGAUGCAUUGGAUGCAAAGUUUGUGUUUUUACGGGCAUAAAGAGAAUUAGCAGCGAGUGAAGUUUGUGACAGUCUGUUAAUCAGCACGCUGGCGAGUAGGAAAAACAUAAACAGCGUAUUUGGACCAUUUAAAGGAUAGUUCUAAUAGGAAGCGGAAGUCUCGAUGGAUAUUACUAACCCUUGGACCCUGUCGCAUAUGUACCCCUUUCUUGACAUCUUUUUGUACAUUUUGCUUUGUAUUAUAUAUUGUUCAACCUUUCUCCUAUCACCUAACUGUUGCCUUGUUGUUGGAGAAAAUUUGGAAAAAAUCUGGCGAGCAGUGGCCACGGGUUGUAUUUCAUCGAACCGAUCUGUGUUGUGCAACCGCAGAUCAUUGUAAAACUUUACCUUUUCCAUCCUUUUGCAAAAGUGUCCUGCGUCACUUACGAGCAUCAUCGUCGUGAAUGAAAGCGGCUUACCGUUUAUCUACCGUGGGGAUCGUGUGUACACAGAGUGAGUAGUCAAGUGGGAGCUCCAAUAAUUAGAAUUAAUUUGUUGUGUUGAGAAUAAGAGACAUUUGUACGCUCAGUAGCAUUUAGCAUGAACACAGAAAAGAGAUGAUAAGGAAUGGUCAAGAAACUCUUUAAAAGCAACUUUUCGAGAGAAGUAUUUUGAGACUCAUCGAACGGGUUUGGCAUCAUCUGUGCACUCGAUAGAACUAAAACUGAUACUAAUUGUGCUCGCAUUGAGUUGAAAAACGUCUAGCGAGACAAAUACAAUAAUCAAUUUGGGAAAACACACAGACACACAUACACACAAACAUUAACUAGAAAACUAUGAUCUACUUAAUAUUCGAGUUUUGGAAUUACAGAAACACGGGUGGACGGAGAUCACACAACUGUGUCAAGGGUGUUUAUCGCCAGCGGUAUCGGCUGGAGAUUGAGAGUUUAGAGCUAUUGUGAACUUUAUCGAAAGCUAAAAUUCUAUUACAACCAGACACAUAAUUUAAUCCCAAAGCAGAAUGUAAAGUAAUCUUGUUAAGCGUGUGUGGUGCAGUAAACGAACGGCAGUGAGACGCGUGGCGCAGCUAAUGGAAUAACGACGAGAAAGCUAAACUGGUGAUCAUAUAAACAUACAAAUACAGAUGAAUGCAA
Molecule: messenger RNA, 9398 nt
Organism: Anopheles bellator
Lineage: Eukaryota; Metazoa; Arthropoda; Insecta; Diptera; Culicidae
Gene: toc
Exons: 10
Coding region: 1-7530 (2509 amino acids)
Cellular component (GO): nucleus; cytoplasm
Molecular function (GO): microtubule binding
Source: RefSeq, a predicted model, not a curated record